Molecule: messenger RNA, 3843 nt
Organism: Closterium sp. NIES-65
Lineage: Eukaryota; Viridiplantae; Streptophyta; Zygnematophyceae; Desmidiales; Closteriaceae
Source: the annotation of a GenBank genome assembly
AUGGUUUGUGGACGCAGGACAAGCUAUCACCCUACAAUCCGCUCGCAUUGCCAAACCCUACUGUCGUCCGAUGGAACCAACCUUCUCUCGCCCCAUCUCCUCCGCUUCUUCCUCUCCCCUUCCCUCCUCUCCCCACCCCUCCUCUCCCCUCCCCUCCUCUUCCUCUCCCCUCCUCUUCCCCUCCCCUCCUCUUCCCCUCCCUUCCCCUCCCAUCCUCUUCCCCUCCCUCCUCCUCCCCUUUUCUUCCCCUUCCCUCCUCCCACCUCCGUCCCCCACCCACUGUUGGUCCCUCUCUGCUCUACCCCACCUCCCAUCCUUCAACCCCCUCUCCUUCACCCUCCUUCCCCACCUACACCCCCCUCCCCCCCCUCACCCCCCUUGUGCGCCACCAGUCUGGACGACCCGGCGAAGCUCACAGCGCCCAUCAAGAGCGCAGUGGACAAGUUUGCGCUGCUGCCGGCCUUCCUCAAGGUGCGCGGGCUGGUGAAGCAGCACGUGGACUCGUUCAACUACUUUGUCAACUGCGACAUCAAGAAGAUCAUCCACGCCAAGGCCAACGAGCGCGUCACCUGCGACACCGAUUCCAACUUCUACCUCAAGUACUUGGACAUAUUCGUGGGCAAGCCGAGCGUGCAGGAGGACUAUGUGAUGGAGGAUAUCACCCCGCAGAACUGCCGCCUACGAGACAUGACCUAUGCGGCGCCCAUCACAGUGGACGUGGAGUACACACGUGGCAAGGAGAUCGUGCGGCGGGUGGGCAAAGACGGGCAGGGGGCGCUGCUGAUCGGGCGCAUUCCCCUCAUGCUGCGAUCAGACCACUGUGUGCUGCACGGCAAGAACGAGCAGGAGCUCGCCAAGCUAGGCGAGUGUCCCCUGGACCCAGGAGGCUACUUCGUGGUGAAGGGCGUGGAGAAGGUCAUUCUGAUUCAGGAGCAACUGUCCAAGAACAGAAUAAUCAUUGAUUCCGAUAGCAAAGGAGGGGUGGCAGGGUCAGUAACGAGCAGCACGCACGAGCGCAAGAGUAAGACCAACAUAGUCAUGAAGCACGGCCGCUUCCUGCUGCGCCACAACACCUUCAACGAGGAUGUGAACAUGGUGAUAGCGCUCAAGGCGAUGGGGGUGGAGAGCGAUCAGGAGGUGGUGCAGAUGGUGGGGCGCGACCCCAAGUACGCUGACCUCCUCGCUCCCACGCUGCAGGAGUCUGCAUCUGCCGGUGUCUUCACGACACAGCAAGCUCUUGAAUACUGCGCUACGAGAGUGAAGCAAGCCCGUCAAAUGUGGGGCCGUGCACGGCGGUCUAGAGUGGAUGAAGUGCGAGACGUGCUAGCAAACAUCGUGCUCUGCCAUGUGCCUGUGCACCGGUUUGACUUCAGGGAGAAGUGCAUGUUCAUCGCUGUCAUCCUGCGCCGCAUGAUGGAUGCUCUCAUCAACGCCGACGCCGUCGACGACCGGGAUUACUACGGCAACAAGCGUCUGGAGCUCUCAGGCCAGCUGGUCUCACUGCUCUUUGAGGACCUGUUCAAGCGCAUGAACAUGGAGCUGAGGCGACAGGCCGAUGCCAUUCUCUCUAAAUCCAACCGAGCCACACAGUUUGACAUUGCCAAGUGCAUUCGGCCGGACAUCAUAACAUACGGGUUGGAGCAUGCCAUCUCCAGUGGCAACUGGACAGUCAAGCGAUUCCGCAUGGAUCGCAAAGGAGUCACCCAGGUGCUGUCACGGCUGGCGUUCAUCGGGGCCUUUGGGCACAUGACGCGCAUCACAUCGCAGUUUGAGAAGACGCGUAAAGUCAGCGGCCCUCGCGCACUGCACCCCAGCCAGUGGGGCAUGGUGUGUCCAGCGGACACACCAGAGGGAGAGGCGUGUGGGCUGGUGAAGAACCUGGCGCUCAUGACGCACGUCACCACUGACGAGGAGGAGGCACCGCUCGUACGCCUCUGUCACAGUCUAGGAGUGGAGGACUUACACGUGCAGUCAGCGGAGGAGAUUCACGGUGCCUCCACCUACAUGGUUUUCCUCAACGGUCUCAUUCUCGGCGUGCACCGCCGUCCCCUCAAAUUCUCUGAUGCGUUGAGGAAGCUGAGAAGGGCGGGCAAGGUGCCGGAGUUUCUCAGCAUAUACGUGCACAGUGCACAGCGGUCGGUGAUUCUGGCGGCGGAUGGGGGGCGGGUGUGUCGGCCACUGGUGAUAGCAGACAAGGGCGUGUCGCGAGUGAAGAAGCACCACAUACAGGAGCUCAAGGAUGGCAUUCGCACGUUUGACGAUUUCCUGAGGGAGGGCCUUGUGGAGUACUUGGAUGUGAACGAGGAGAACAACGCACUGAUAGCGCUGUACGAGUGGGAGGCAACACCGGAAACGACGCACAUAGAGAUCGAGCCGUUCACCAUCCUGGGAGCAUGCGCGGGCCUCAUUCCCUACCCCCACCACAACCAGUCGCCCCGAAACACCUACCAGUGUGCUAUGGGCAAGCAAGCCAUGGGCAACAUGGCUUAUAACCAGCUCGGUCGCAUGGACACGCUUCUCUAUCUUCUCGUCUAUCCCCAGCGGCCACUGCUCACCACGCGAACCAUCGAACUCGUGGGGUAUGACAAGCUGGGAGCGGGGCAGAACGCGUCGAUCGCGGUGAUGAGCUACAGCGGGUACGACAUCGAGGACGCCAUUGUCAUGAACCGCUCCUCCCUUGACCGUGGCUUCGGCCGCUGCAUCGUCAUCCGACGCUACGCCACGAACAUCAAGAAGUAUGCCAACCGCACAUCAGACCGCAUCGUGGGCCCCACACUGGUCCCGGCGGGGAAGGGCGGGGCGGGCAUGGUGGUGCAGCCGCGCUGCCAGCUGCAGGACCACGACGGCAUCGCUGCCCCGGGGGAGUUCAUCCGCCCAGGAGACAUCUAUGUGAACAAGCAGAGCCCUUCGAAUACCAGAGACGCAAUUCUCAACCCCAUGGCACUUCCAGACACGUUUUACAAGCCGACCCCGUCGUCGUACAAGGGACCACCGGGCGAGACAGCGGUUGUGGAUAAGGUGCUGCUCACGAGCAACGAGGAGAACCACUUCGUCAUCAAGUGCCUCGUCAGACACACGCGCCGCCCCGAGCUGGGGGACAAAUUCAGCAGUCGGCACGGGCAGAAGGGAGUGUGCGGUAUCAUCCUACCCCAAGAAGACUUCCCUUUCACGGAGAAGGGCGUGUGCCCGGACCUGAUCAUGAACCCGCACGGCUUCCCCAGUCGCAUGACGGUGGGGAAGAUGAUAGAGCUCAUCGGGUCCAAGGCGGGCGUGCUAUCGGGCAAGUUCCACUACGGCAGCGCGUUUGGGGAGCCCAGCGGCCACGCUCACACUGUUGACGCCAUCAGCGCCACUCUUGUUUCCCACGGCUUCAGCUACUGCGGCAAGGACAUUCUCUACUCUGGGCUAUCGGGCGAGCCCCUCCAGGCGUACAUCUAUGCUGGCCCUGUGUAUUACCAGAAGCUCAAGCACAUGGUGAUGGAUAAGAUGCAUGCGCGUGCCAGGGGUCCCAGAGUGGUGCUCACAAGACAGCCCACAGAGGGGAGGAGCAGGGAUGGAGGGCUGCGUCUGGGUGAGAUGGAGCGUGACUGUCUCAUCGCGUACGGUGCCAGCAUGCUCAUUCUGGAGCGCCUCAUGAUCUCCAGCGACCAGUUCCAAAUACAGGUGUGCACCAAGUGCGGGCUGCUGGGGUACUUCCACCAGAAGCUGCGCGUGCCCAUGUGCUCGCUGUGCCGCACGGGAGAGCACGUGGCAGAGCUGCGCCUGCCGUACGCCUGCAAGCUGCUGUUCCAGGAGAUGACCGCCAUGAACAUUGUGCCCCGGCUGCAGCUCACAGAGGCGUAA